UACAACUUCUUCACACCAAACAUAACCAAAGUAAAAGAGGAAAAAAGAUGAAGAAUCAAAUUUGUUUUACAAGCUUUGCCUUCUUCUUUCUUCUUCUCACAAAGUGGUUUAGAGUUGAAGCUCAGACUUGCAAGCCUAGUGGUAUAAUACGGGGGAAAAAGCCUCCACCAGGACAGUGUAACCAAAUGAACGACUCUGAUUGUUGUGUGCAAAGCAAGCCUUACACUAUUUAUAAGUGUUCACCCCCAGUGUCUAGCCAUACAAAGGCGAAACUAACCAUCAAUAGCUUUCAGAAAGGUGGGGAUGGUGGUGGACCAUCAGAAUGCGACAACAAGUAUCACCCUGAUGACACUCCUGUGGUAGCACUGUCAACAGGCUGGUUCAAUAAUAAGCAGAGAUGUUCGAAUUAUAUUACCAUCUAUGGCAAUGGAAGGAGCGUCAAGGCCAAGGUAGUUGAUGAGUGUGAUUCCACUACGGGUUGUGAUGCCGAUCAUGAUUACCAACCUCCAUGUUCUAACAACAUUGUUGAUGCCUCUAAAGCUAUUUGGAAGGCUCUGGGAGUGCCAAAAAGUGAUUGGGGUAAAUUAGACAUUUAUUGGUCUGAUGCUUAGUUUCCAUUGUAUUUAAGAUAUACUACACCUGUGUGGAGGUUUACUUUGAUUUGUAGUUUGUACGCGUAUGAUAUUACUAUGAAUACAUAGUCAUGUUUUUUUUGCUAGAA
Messenger RNA from Carya illinoinensis, 721 nucleotides. RefSeq names its product kiwellin-1-like. The coding region runs from base 48 to 611 and encodes 187 amino acids. The transcript has a single exon. Lineage: Eukaryota; Viridiplantae; Streptophyta; Magnoliopsida; Fagales; Juglandaceae. The record is from RefSeq and is a predicted model, not a curated record.